This is a messenger RNA of Humulus lupulus (European hop), 3258 nucleotides long. Its product is annotated as receptor-like protein 19. Lineage: Eukaryota; Viridiplantae; Streptophyta; Magnoliopsida; Rosales; Cannabaceae. Gene Ontology annotation, molecular function: protein binding. The coding region runs from base 615 to 3038 and encodes 807 amino acids. The transcript is spliced from 2 exons. The record is from RefSeq and is a predicted model, not a curated record.
CAUAAAUAUAAAUAUCAGGACCGAAACCAAACAAAAAUAGAGUUUUUGUUCUAACUACUUUGAGGAACCUGCGAAUCUAAGAUGGGGUGGUUGGUGUUUCUCGUUUGCUUUGUACUACUUGAUUCUCAAUUUCUAAUCUACCCCUCUACUCCUUUACCUUCUCAAUUGUGCCAUCCAGAUGAGAGAUCUGCUUUGCUCAAAUUCAGCAACUCCUUAUCUCUCAAUCCAGAAUACUUAGAUAUUGCACACUUGAAGACUGUCUCUUGGAAGAAUGGUACUGAUUGUUGUUCAUGGGAUGGAGUGUUGUGUGAUACUAUUUCGGGCCAUGUAAUUGGCCUUAACAUGAGUUUUAGCUUCCUUCAAGGCUCUCUUCAUUCCAAUAGCACCCUCUUCUCACUUCGACAUCUCCAAUCCUUAAUCCUCGACGACAUUAAUUUCAAUGGCUCUCCAAUUCCUUCUGAUUUUAGUAGUCUUGCCAACUUGAAAAGACUAGCCUUGGUAAUACCAAUUUUUCUGGUAAUGUACCUGUCGAGCUGUCUCACCUUUCUAAACUCUCUCAUCUCAUAUUUUCUUCUACAAAUAGUAUUUUUCUGGAGACAUAUGUCUUAAAAAGAAUGCUUCAAAAUUUCACCGAUCUGAGGGAGCUCACUUUGAAUCGUGUCGACAUGUCUGGUGUUUCACUAGAUAAUAACUUGUUCACGAAUGUGUCUUUGUCUUUGAUGUUUCUUGAUCUCAGUCACUGUGAAUUGCGAGGGAAAUUUCCCGGAAAUGUCUUUCGCUUACCAAACCUUCAUCACCUUGAUUUAUGGAACAACAAUGACUUGACUGGCUCUUUGCCUACAUUUAAUUGGAGCAGCCCACUCAGGUACUUAGUUCUUUCACACACCAAAAUCUCUGUUGACUUCUCGAACUUGUGUACAAGUGCCAAGUUUUUGCAGGUUUUGUCUCUCCGAAAUUGUAGUUUUAGAGGGCCAUCAUAUCCUGUAAUGUUGACUAAUCUCACCCAAUUAGUACAACUCACUGCUUUAUACCUCAAUUACAACAAUUUUGGGGGUCAGAUCCCAUGGUUUUCUCUUAAUAUUCAACAACUCAUCGAAUUAGAUCUUUCUGGCAACAAUUUUGUUGGUGAGAUUCCUGAAAUCUUAGAAACAAACUCCACCCAAAGUCCAUUGUCAGUGCAUUUAGAAGUCCUUAUUUUAUCUGAUAACUUACUCAGUGGAUCAAUACCUUCUUGGAUAUAUUCUCUUCCAUUUUUAAGGUAUUUACGCCUAAAUCGUAAUAAAUUUACUGGCCCAAUUAAAGACUUUAAAUCAAAAUCUAUUGAAAGCCUUCUCUUGGGUUUCAAUAAAUUUCAUAGCCAGAUUCCAAGCUCAAUUUUUCAACUAGAGAACCUAAAACAUCUAUUUCUCUCCACCAAUAAUUUGUAUGGUGAUUUGGAGUUAUACAAGUUCUCAAUGUUGAGAAAUCUUGAGAAUCUUGAUCUUUCUUAUAACAAUGUUACUUUGAGCUCAAAUAACUAUCUUGAUAAUGAUAAUCUUUUCCCUCAACUUCAAUAUUUGAGUUUGGCUUCGUGCAAUAUUAGUGCUUUUCCAUCUUUUCUGAAAAGCAUGAAAAAACUAAAGAGGUUAGGACUUUCCAAUAAUCAAAUUCACGGAAGUAUUCCCGAAUGGUUAUGGAAUCAAGGCACUCCUUCAUUGUCUCAUUUAAAUAUAUCUCACAACUUUUUGACACAUGUAGAGCAAAUUCCAUUUAAAAACUUACAAUAUUUGGAUCUUCGCUCUAACAUGAUACAAGGGAAUCUGCCAAUUGUUCCACCUUCAUUGAUUGUUCUUUUCAUCUCCAACAAUCUUCUGUCUGGAGAAAUUCCUUCUUCAUAUUGCAAUUUGAGUAAAAUUUACAUCCUUGAUUUCUCUAAUAAUAGUAUUCAAGGAAAAAUCCCUUCAUGCCUUGGAAACAAAUUCUACCUUUCCGUAUUGGAUUUGGAUAUAAAUAAUUUGAGUGGAGAAAUCCCUUGUGACAUGUUUGAAAAUUCAACAAAUUUGAGGAGUCUGCACCUUAAUGACAAUCAACUAGAAGGAUCCCUUCCACGAUCAUUGUGCAAUUGCAAAAGUUUGGAAGUUUUAGACGUGGGAAAAAACAAGAUAAACGAUACCUUCCCUCACUGGUUGGAAGAUCUUCCAAUGCUUCAAGUUCUUGUUUUGAAUUCCAAUAGAUUCCAUGGUUCUAUAGGCGCACCUACUGUUAAAUCUCCUUUUCGCAAGUUGAAAAUCAUGGAUCUCUCUAAUAAUGGAUUCAAUGGUCUCUUACCCACAAAAUAUUUUGAAAGUUUCACAGCUAUGAUGGAUGGACGUGCAAUCAGUAAAAUGACACGCAUAGGAGACAACUAUUACCAAGAUUCUGUGAUUGUGUUCAUGAAAGGUACUGAACAUGUGCUAGAAAAAAUAAUAAGUAUUUUCAUAACAAUUGAUUUCUCAAAAAAUGACUUUGAAGGAGAAAUUCCGAAAUUGAUUGGAAAUCUAAAAGCUUUGAAAGGGCUCAACUUUUCUCAUAACAAGCUAAAGGGAUCCAUUCCAAUGUCAUUGAUAUAUUUAAGUAAUAUUGAAUGGUUAGAUCUGUCUUCAAAUGAGUUAGUUGGAAAGAUUCCAAGUAAGUUAACAAAUUUGACACAACUUUCAUUCUUAAACCUUUCACUUAACAUAUUAGUUGGACCAAUACCUUGUGGAAAUCAAUUCGAUACAUUCAAAGAUGAUUCAUAUAGUGGGAACUUAGAUUUAUGUGGGUCUCCUCUAUCUACUUCGUGCGACAAUGGUAAGGUGCAACAAGAAGGAGAUCAUAGUGAGAAACAUGAUGAUCGUGGAAUAUUUGAUUGGAAGAUCGUGAUGAUGGGCUAUGGAUGUGGAAUGAUAAUUGGAAUAUUUUUUGGAUACACAAUAUUUUUCAGUACAAGGUUUCAUGAUUCUUGGCUGAGGAAAAAGAUUGAAAGAGGAGGGGUGCGAAGACUGCCUCUUAAAAUAAUUCUUCGUUUGAGAAGGAGCUAGAAUAGAAGAAAGAAAUAGAUCGUGAUGAGGGAAAGUGGUGACAUAUAUAUGGUACAAAAAGGCGAGACAGUGAUGAAGUUUGGAGAUGUACACAACUACUCUUGAUUUGCCUAUGAUGUAUGAAUUCUCUUAUAUUUGUCUUGUUUCCUUACAAAAUAUACAUUUACAUAUAUAAUCGUUGAGUGAGAAAAAUAAAGAAUAUUUUCUUUUCUUUUUCUAA